This is a messenger RNA of Polyodon spathula (Mississippi paddlefish), 2182 nucleotides long. Its product is annotated as limb region 1 protein homolog. The transcript has 17 exons. Gene Ontology annotation, biological process: signal transduction. Gene Ontology annotation, molecular function: transmembrane signaling receptor activity. Bases 188 to 1657 code for a protein of 489 amino acids. Lineage: Eukaryota; Metazoa; Chordata; Actinopteri; Acipenseriformes; Polyodontidae. The record is from RefSeq and is a predicted model, not a curated record.
ACGGAGAACUUGAACGGUUUCCGCACAAAGUCUGCGCUGAAUGACAAAUGUCUGCGCGUCGUGAGCGCACCCUCUGUGUUUCUGUUGUUUAUUUUGAGGGAGUGGGGCUGUUUUGCGAAAGAGAAUUUUGUAUUCGAGUUGCUAUGCAGCGUAAGUAAGUAAUUUAUACUUCAUUGCAAUAUGAAGAAUGGAAGAAGACGAUGUGACCAUCACCGUCAGGGAGCAGAAUUUCCACAGCCAAGUCCGAGAAUACAUUAUUUGUUUCCUACUUUUUGCAGUCCUCUACUUCGUUUCAUACUUCAUUAUCACCAGAUACAAGAGGAGAUCUGAUGAUCAUGAAGAUGAAGAUGCCAUUGUCAACCGAAUAUCGCUUUGCUUGUGCACCUUCACUCUGGCUGUUUCAGCUGGGGCAGUGCUGCUUCUGCCAUUUUCAAUUGUCAGCAAUGAGAUCCUGCUGUCCUUCCCUAAAAACUACUAUAUCCAGUGGCUUAAUGGCUCACUGAUCCAUGGCCUGUGGAAUCUGGUGUCCCUGUUCUCUAACCUCUGCCUGUUCAUGCUCAUGCCCUUUGCCUAUUUCUUUCUGGAGUCGGAAGGGUUUGCUGGAUCAAAAAAGGGCAUUAAAGCUCGAGUCCUGGAAACAUUUGUGAUGCUUAUACUGCUGGGGUUGCUUAUUCUGGGAAUAGUUUGGGUAGCGUCGGCUCUUAUAGACAACGAUGCAGCUAGUAUGGAAUCCUUGUAUGAUCUUUGGGAGUUCUACUUACCUUAUUUGUAUUCCUGUAUUUCUUUAAUGGGGGGUUUGCUGCUUCUUUUAUGCACACCUGUGGGCCUUUCCAGGAUGUUUACAGUCAUGGGACAGCUGCUGGUAAAGCCAUCAAUUCUGGAAGACCUGGAUGAGCAGAUUUACUGCAUCCAUUUACAAGAGGAAGCACUUCAAAGGAGAUUAAACGGGGUGACCUCACAUUUCCAAUACAACCCAGUAGAUCUGCAACAGGAGCUGGACAGCGUAAGAAGCAUGAAAAAUAAACUGGAAAGGCGGAAGAAAGCUUCCGCAUGGGAGAAGAAUUUGGUGUAUCCUGUUGUCAUGUUAAUACUCUUGGCUGGAACAACCAUUUCAGUCCUUCUGGUUGUGUUCAACAUCCUCUAUUUGUUAGUUGAUGAAACUGCAAUGCCAAGGGGAUCAAAGGAGCGGGGAAUAGGAAGUGCUUCCUUGUCCACGUUUGGUUUUGUGGGAGCAGCACUUGAAAUCGUCCUGAUUUUCUAUCUAAUGGUGUCUUCUGUCGUGGGCUUCUAUAGCCUGCGCGUCUUUGAGGAGCUCACGCCCAGGAAAGAUGACACAACCAUGACAACGAUCAUUGGCUGCUGUGUGUCUAUCCUUGUGUUGAGUUCUGCAUUGCCAGUUAUGUCAAGAACCUUGGGUAUAACAAGGUUUGAUCUCCUGGGUGACUUUGGGAGAUUCAAUUGGUUGGGAAAUUUCUACAUCGUCUUGUCUUACAACAUUCUGUUUGCUGUUGUGACGACACUGUGUCUGGUCAGAAAGUUUACCUCAGCUGUGCGGGAAGAGCUUCUGAAGGCAUUAGGUCUAGAUAAAUUACACCUAUCAAAUAACACAAGGGAACCGGAAAAGCAUUCUGCAAACGGGCAUCAGAAAUCACUGUGAAAAUACGACCAGUAAAUAACCAACAAGGCCUGAAUGUGAGAAGGGAAAGCUUCCAUCUCAUGACAUUACAUAGAUUUUUUUAUUCCCCCCACAAGUACAAUUGUGUCUAGGAAACCUGAGCCUGUUCAGUAAGUAUAUUGCCAGUAGUAGUGAGCAGAUUCCUCCCUGAUUCCAGAGGGCCACUAAUCCUGUAGAAAGUGGCUCAAUUGACAGAUCCACACCCACUGCAAGAUAUGAGUCUGUGCAGUCUGCAGGAUCUGCACGAGCCCUGGGGACGGGGGCAAUGGAUUGCAACCCCAGCAGAUAACCUACAUCUUUUUUUCCCUAUUAGAUCAUAGGCUUUUUUUAACAAACAAGAUGGGGGACUUCUUCAGAUAAUCUUCUUGAAAUUUAUUCAUCAACAGAUAUUGGAGGUUGCCAAAGACAAUCGUUAAUCAAUUUUCAGUGGCAGCUUGACACUUUUUUUUUUUUUUUUUUUUUUUUUAGGUCAAUUUGCAUUUGUUUUACACUGAGAUGAAAAUACAU